This is a messenger RNA of Lolium rigidum, 3206 nucleotides long. RefSeq lists its product as uncharacterized. The transcript has 8 exons. The coding region runs from base 21 to 2831 and encodes 936 amino acids. The record is from RefSeq and is a predicted model, not a curated record. Gene Ontology annotation, cellular component: Ino80 complex. Lineage: Eukaryota; Viridiplantae; Streptophyta; Magnoliopsida; Poales; Poaceae.
AGCCGCCGCCGCCCGCGGGGAUGUCGUCCGGCCAGCAGCCCAGGAAGCGCCUCACGAGCUCGUCCCUGCCGCCGGACCACCACAGAUCGAGACAGAAGCGGCCGAAGCUCGUCGACCAGUCUUCCCUGCUCAGCCUGAACCCCCACGUCCGCCUCUGGUGGGACGGGGCCUCCAGGCGGGUCAUCCCCGCCGAGGACCAGAUCGGGAUCCCCUGGUCCCGCCUCGCCCCUUUCGUAGACGGCCCGCCCCGCCGGCGCGCUUCCCGGCUGGCCGAUGUGCUUUCUGUUCCCAAAGAUGUCUUCUUGCUGGAGAACCUGCGGCGGGUGCUGUCCUACGAGGUCUGGGACAAGUACCUGACAGAGGCCGACAUGAAGUUCCUGGCCCAGUUCCUCCCAACUGGGACCAACACGGAGGAGACGGUGCACUCGCUGCUCACCGGGAAGAACCACCACUUCGGGAAUCCCCUGCUAAGCUGGUCAUCGGCUCUCUGCUAUGGCCAUCUGCAUCCGGACGCCUUGCUUAGCAAGGAGCGGCAGAUUAGGGCCGACAAGAAGGCGUGUGGCGAGCAGCUAAACGAGUACCAUUCAGACAUGACUGAGACCUUGACCAAGUGGAAGGACAAGUGGUUGACUUGUGAGAACCCAGAAAUCCUAUUCAGGGACAACCCUGCGAAACAGAAAAAAAGAGACCAUGGAGAAAAUGUCUUAUCUUCUAAAGCUCUUAACAACGCCAUGCCUCUCAAGGUUGUACGGAAUGGUGAUGUCACAAAGUUCAUGUCAUAUAUUAAGAUCACCAAGUCACAACACGAGCUUGUUAAGAGAAUGAAACAGUCUGGUGAUGGCAUUCAGACGAAACAGCUUAGUAGUGUUAUUGGUGACAUUGAUAACUUCCACGUGAAGCCAUAUGAGACAUUGAUGGAGGAUGAGAAGAAUAAACUGCAUGCUUAUUGGGCAAUUCUAUCACGUCAAGAACUCCCUGCUGCUGUUGAGGCCCGCCGGGAAAGGAAGUCGAUGGCUCAGAAUUUAAUGACGUCAUUGUGCCUUGAACUUGCGGUGGAAGAGGCAGAGCAGGUAGCUGACAGAACAGCUUAUCAAAACGGUGGCAUCUCAGAUGAACAGGAAGAACCGGUAGACCGCACGCCUGAGGAUGUGGCACAACCUGGGCAUAAUAGCAGUGCAGUUCCUGGAGAUGAAGAUGAUAAUGAUACAAGUGAUACAGAUACAUCCAGUGACUCUCAUGACAGUACAGAUCAAGAUGUCAAUGGUACAAGUGAUACAGGUACAUCCACUGACUCUCAUGACAGCCCAAACAGUUCAGAUCAAGAUGCCAUGGGCACAAAUAACACAAAUAUAACUACACAGAGUCAGAGUAGCGCAGAUGAACAAGAUCAAGAAUUUGAAAAAACAAGCGGCAUGAAUACAAGCGCUAAGAGUGGCAACAGCUCAGCCAGGCAAGAUGAGGAUAUGGAAGAUACCAGCUGCAAAGAUUUUAAUCCAGGCCCGGAAGAUGAUGACAUCGAAGAUACCAGCUGCAAAGAUACAUCUCUUGAAGAUCAUAACAUUCCAGAUAUGCAAGAACAGGAGACUAAGCCCAUGAACCACACAAUCUCACCUAUUGAAGGCCUUAACAGUGCAAGUAUGCUAGUUCAAGAUUGUACAAACACUGGCUAUGUAGGUUUUCCUAUUCAUAGUAAUGGUGGUUUGGAUGAGCAAACUGAUGAUUUGAAGAACAUGUGCUACCCGAGUGCCUCAGCUGGACAUGAAAAUAAAAUCGAGAUGAACCAUAUGGGUCUUGCUCAAAGAGAGACUGCGAGAACUACAGUGAUGUCCUCUGACUGUACCUUGCUUUUCUCGAAGCCUUUCAGCAAACAAAAUAAUGCUGAAGAAGGUCCUGAGCUAAAUGGACCUGCAAAGUAUCAGGAUGUUUUAUGGCAGUCAGUAAGCCCUGUGGAUUCCUUUUACCGCCCUCCAGGGAAUAAUAUGUAUGUACAGUCACGAGCCCUGCAGCUUGAACAUCAUCCCUCCACAGAGCCAGCAACUUCUAUAAUUGAUGCCAGACAGCGACAGCAAGCUCAAAUCGCUGUCACCACUGCAUUACCAAUGUGCAACCCAGCAUCUCUGCUGCCACCAUUCACAAACCAGUUAACUAGCGAGCAGCUCCUAAACAGUGUCAAUGGUAUUGGAAUGACCCCCUCUUAUUCACUUGGACACAUGAAUGGCACGAAACAAUCUGUCAACUUGCAUUCCAUGACAAACAGGCAUGUAGCACAAUCUGGUCUUGUUCAAGAGCCGAUGCAACUGCUUGAUGUGAGGCACAAUGGACUCUACUCGCAGCAAGUUGAGAAUAACAUGUAUCCUGGCCCGGUUCUCUGUACUCAAAACACCAUUCCUAUGGUGGAGCAGCAAAAAUUUGCUGGCCACGCACCUUUGGACAGAAGUGGCAGCUGGUUCCCUAAUGAGCAGCAGCCAUUGCAUAAUAAUAAUAAUAAUACUUGGUCUGGGAUGGAAUCGAAUGACAUUGUCUUGGGGCAGGAUCUGCCUAGCCAGGAUGGAAGCCUUUCGAGCGUACUGUCCCAGUACAAACAGGUAUCUUCACACGUGUCAAACUCAGAACAGUUCAUUGGAAGGAGGAAUCUAGUUCCUCCCCAUGGUUUAUCUGGGAACUUAGCUGUCCCAUCUCCAGACGGCUAUGUGUACACCCAGAAUAAUAUGGCAAGUAGCCUUCCAGUUCCAAGAAGCCAGGCAGAUGUCAGUCUGCAAUGGGCACAAGGAGGCCAUAGAAAUGGAAUGGCUUCUUUCAAGCAGUUUGGUGGAGAUCCAUGGUCAAGAUAGCACCUACCUGGUUGCAUUCUGUAUAGUAGUUUCUCCUAUUCAUUGGAGAUUGCGGAGCGUGGUGAUUUUGUUAGAUGGAGGGAGGAUUUGUUGUGUACAUAGCGAGCCAAGGUGUAGAUGAGUUACUGCGCACAGAGAAUGAACAAGUUGAGGUUUUGCAACUCCAUGUUUGUUUAGGUUAGAAUGCUUUCUUUUAUUUUACAGAAUAAGGAGAUGCUGCCCUCUGCCAGCUAAGCAGCUGACGAGUAAAAUCUCAUCAUUGUGAUCUGUAUUCAGGGUGAAUUGGAGAGUUUGACUUUCAUUUACUACAGUUUUGUCGAUGUACUCUGAUGUGAUGAAUAUGAAAUGCGAGUGUACAAGUGUUGAGCCGGUUGA